Centruroides sculpturatus (bark scorpion) is the source of this 685-nucleotide messenger RNA. Its product is annotated as probable phosphorylase b kinase regulatory subunit alpha. Bases 34 to 438 code for a protein of 134 amino acids. The record is from RefSeq and is a predicted model, not a curated record. The transcript has 4 exons. Gene Ontology annotation, biological process: glycogen metabolic process. Gene Ontology annotation, cellular component: phosphorylase kinase complex. Gene Ontology annotation, molecular function: calmodulin binding. Lineage: Eukaryota; Metazoa; Arthropoda; Arachnida; Scorpiones; Buthidae.
UAAAAAACAUAUAUAUUUUAAAAAUAUUAUGGUAUGUCCUUUAGUAUUUUAGUUUCAAAAAUAAUUAUUUUACAGGAUUACGGAAUAUGGGAGCGAGGUGACAAAACUAAUCAUGGUCUUCCAGAAUUGAAUGCCAGUUCUAUUGGGAUGGCAAAAGCAGCUUUAGAAGCAAUGGAUGAGCUAGAUUUAUUUGGUGGACGAGGAGGACCUUCAUCUGUAAUUCAUGUAUUAGCUGAUGAAUCACAAAAGUGUCAUGCGGUGUUACAAUCAAUGUUACCAAGAGAAUCAAAUUCAAAGGAAGUCGAUGCUGCACUUCUUUCAAUUAUAAGUUUUCCUGCCUUUGCAGUAGAAGAUCCAGAAUUAAUUGCUUUAACUAGAAAUACCGUUCUUGAUAAAUUAAUGGUAGGUAUUUUAAUUAUUUUUUUAAUUAAAGCCUGAAAUUAUUUUUUUAUCUAUAUAUAUAAAAAUGAAUGUGUCUGUGUGUCUUUCAUGUAUUACCACACUGUUUAUCCGAUUGCCGUGAAACUUUGGGAAGUUGUUUAAUACACUCCCGCGAAGGUUUCUGGCAUAGUAUAUUUAUCCUACGAUAGAUGGCGUGCACGUAUAUGGGCAUUUUACUGUGUGUUCGAUCGAUUUCAAAUUGUGAAGACCAUUUCCUCUUUCCAAAAAAUAUCUCUAUAUAUGU